Aspergillus viridinutans is the source of this 4362-nucleotide messenger RNA. RefSeq lists its product as uncharacterized. Bases 1 to 4362 code for a protein of 1453 amino acids. NCBI's taxonomy places the organism in Eukaryota, Fungi, Ascomycota, Eurotiomycetes, Eurotiales, Aspergillaceae. The transcript is spliced from 9 exons. Gene Ontology annotation, molecular function: fatty acid synthase activity; oxidoreductase activity. Gene Ontology annotation, biological process: fatty acid biosynthetic process; secondary metabolite biosynthetic process. The record is from RefSeq and is a predicted model, not a curated record.
AUGUCGUAUAACGGGACCGAGUGGAUCAGACAUGCUUUUGGUCGAGCGAAAUCCGGCGUCAACAAGGUUGAUUCCGAACUACGAGCGCCACAAGUCUUCCCUCGGCGCGUUUCAUCCGAGCAUUGGUAUCGGAUGCUGGAGAAGGUGGGAUUGAAUUAUGGACCUACCUUCAGAGGAAUGCAAGAUAUCACCGCCGACCCUUCAAGAUGUGUGGCUGCGGCGUUGAUGCGCGGCCGCCAAGAUGGCAAGGCUGUCCAUCCGACGGUGAUCGAUGAGUGUCGGCAAUUAUUCACCGUAGCUGCAUGCAAGGGCAGAGCAGUGCACAUGACCAGGCUCUAUGUACCUAUAUUUGUGGGAGAGGUUCAGCUCGGUUUGGGUCAGGAAAUGAUGAGAGCGGAAGCGACGACCAGCAAUCGCACAGCAGAACUGGGUAACGGAAAUGUGCUGCUGAUGGCUAACGACCAAGAAGGCGCAUUUAUCAAGCCAGUACUUUCAAUGGCGGACGUCACGGUUGUCCCGCUCGACAACAAUAUGAGGGCAGCCGACGAGGCAGACAUUCCUUUAGCAUCACACGCAGAAUGGCGCCCCGACAUUGAUCUCGUGAACAAGCAACAGCUACCGCUACGCUACUCCCAGUCUACUGAAGCUGGCUUUGCUCUGAUUGCCAAACUUUCCGCUCUGUCUAUUAUUCAGGUGCAUCGACGGAUUGUCGAUGUGACACCAUUUUCACCAUCGUUGGAACAAUACCAGAAAUUUAUCAGUACUCAAAUUGCAGAAAUCCAGCGAGAAGCGUUUUGGGGAGUCUCUGAAGCCGCAUCGUGGCUCAAGUGCUCGGAGGAAGCAUUACAGCGCCAGCAGACCGCUCUGGAUGAGGAGCUCCGAACAAGCAAGUUGGAAUUCAUUUCCUCGAUGAGUAACUGGGCUUUGGAAACCGUCCGGGACAUUGUCGACGGAUCGCUUCCGACGUCGGCUGUUCCGAAUGUCAUACGAAAGCAGAUAUGGCAGUGUGAAAGCUUGGUUGCAUCGAUGAGCGAUAUGUCUGACUGGUUUGGCCUUCUCCGGCACUCCAACCCCUUGCUACGGAUCCUCCAUAUCGCCGAGGGAAAUGGAGUGGUAUCCCGUCAGGUUCUUGAGUAUCUCAAUUUCGAAGGUCUCCCAUUCUACUCGAAGUAUACAUACACGAGCACGAAAGAUAUCAGCUCAGCCGUAGUUGAACGCCUGAAAGAAUUCAAGGAAGUGAAAUUCGAGAACCUGGAUAUAACUACGGAUCCCUGUGAGCAGGGCUUUGGAAAUGGAACGUAUGACUUGGUUAUAGUGUCAAAUACAGGCGUUCCGACUUCUCAGCUGCAAACUGCUCUUCAAAACAUUAAAAAGCUCCUUGUGCCGGGAGGCCGAGUUCUGCUUCAUAUACCAAAUGCUGUGCAUUCUAUGAUGGGGUACAUCAGGUGCUUAAAGAGUCUUGUGGGUAACCAAGAAUUGGAAUCCUUGAGCGGUAUAUCACCCUGUCCCAUCCAAUGGGUGGAAACACUGAUGCAGGUCGGACUCGAUCAAAUCCAGGGUACGCAUGGCGAACACCCUUAUUGCAACCUGACUGCCCGUCUGCCGUAUCCCAGGGAGGACCAUACCGAGCUCAUCUACCUUCUUUGUCCCGGCCUGGUCCAUAAUAACGGCUGGAUCUGCAAUGUGGAAGCACAAUUCGAGAGAAUGGGUUAUCAAACCCAGCGUUGCACCCUGGGCGCUGAGUUCACAAACAAACAGCGCAUCGUAUCGCUGCUAGAUGUUCAAAAGCCAUUCUUCAAGGAUAUUAGUGAGACGAGCUGGAAGGCAUUCCAGUCGCUGGUCACCGCCGCGCCCCCGAUCCUUUGGGUAAUGCCAUCCGUCGAGCUCACUUGCCAGAGUCCCGACUUCGCGAUUGUCCUUGGGGUGUCUCGCACGGCCCGUCAGGAACAAGAAUUGCAUUUUGGAACCUUGCAGAUCGACGAGUUCCAUGCUUCGGCAGCAGCGGCACUGGUGAAGGUCACUGGAAAGUUUUUCUCGCAGCUGGAUUGCCAGACCGGCUUGCGUGAUCCCGAAUAUGAAUUCGUAUUGCAGGAAGGGCAGGUAUAUAUUCCACGUUUCCAAUGGACUCGGUUGAAAGAUCGACUUCAUCAGGACCCCUUGCCGAAUGCUUUGGUCAAAAUUGAUGUUAAGGCCUACGGGUUGAUGGAGUCUCUUUGUUGGUGUGAAGACGAACCACAGCCUCUGGGACCAGACGAUGUCGAGGUGGAUAUAAAAUAUGUUGGACUCAAUUUCCGCGAUAUCAUGAUUUCAAUGGGGCUUAUGGCGCACAAGGGCGAGCUGGGUAUUGAGGCAAGCGGAAUCAUCCGACGAUGCGGCAAGAACAUUACACAGUUACACCCUGGUGAAAGAGUCAUUGUCACCCAGCCUGGAUUGUUUCGCACACGCGCUAUCGUGCCCUCCUCUCGAUGCGUGGCCUUGUCACCAUCCAUGUCGCUUGAAGAGGGCGCGUCCCUAGCUGUUGUUUUUGGGACUGCACUCUAUUGCCUUAUGGAUAUUGCAAGGCUAGAGAAGGGACAAUCCGUACUGAUCCAUGCGGCAUGCGGAGGGGUCGGGCUGGCUGCUAUUCAAGUGUGCCAGAUGGUCGGUGCCGAGAUAUAUGCUACGGCAGGAAGCGACGCAAAGGCAGACUAUCUUGUCCACAACAUGGGAAUUCCGCGCCAUCGGAUUUUCAACUCGCGCGACGGUUCUUUUCUGCCGGUGUUGAUGAGUGCGACUCAAGGCCGGGGAGUUGAUGUCGUGCUAAACUCUCUGGCUGGGGAGCUGCUGCAUGCAUCCUGGAAAUGCGUCGCAGAAUUCGGCAAAAUGAUUGAAAUCGGCAAGAGAGAUUUUCUCGAGCACGGCACGCUCGACAUGGAGGCGUUUGGCGGCAACAGAGCCUUCUUCGGGGUCGAUCUCAUUCGCCUUGGGGAGAAGCCGGGCUUUAUUUCGAGACUUGUCACCCGAGCCUUGGCUUUAUAUGAACAGGGCCGAAUCACCCCCGUUCGGCCGCUGGAAGCCAUUGAUGCAUUUGAUGUUCACAGGGCUUUCCGACUGAUGCAACAGGGGCUCCACAUGGGUAAACUUGUCAUAAAGAUGCCAGAGGGCCCCAGCGAAGUGGUCAUUUCCAAAUCACAGUUGAAGGUGGCUCUGUCGGACGAUGUCUCCUAUCUUCUAGUCGGAGGACUCGGAGGAGUAGGACGAGCGCUGGCAACCAUGAUGGUAGAGCGCGGCGCUCGUCACUUCAUAUUCCUGUCCAGGUCAGCGGGGAAGUCCGCGCAGGAUCAAGCAUUCCGGUGUGAAUUGGAGGCACAGGGAUGCAGCGUAGUCAUGAUCCAAGGAGAUGUCGGACUACUUGACGAUGUCAAGGCAGCAAUCCAACGCUGCAGACAGCCCAUUGGAGGCGUGCUGCAGCUGUCGAUGGUGCUCCAUGACCACUUUAUUCCUGAGAUGGCGCACUCCCACUGGAAGGAAUGUCUCUCCGCCAAAGUGGCGGGUACCUGGAACCUUCAUGAAGGACUGAAAGGAUACGAUAGCCGUCUUCGAUUUUUUGUCGUCUGUGGAUCCAUUACCGGUGUCAUGGGUAAUGCUGGCCAGGUCAACUACUCGUCCGCCAAUGCGUUUUUGACGUCCUUCGCCCAGUACCGACUCCAUGCCGGUCUUCCCGCCUCCGUCGUGAACCUGGGGGCCGUGGACGAGGUAGGCCAUUUAGCAAACCAGGACCAGAAGUUGCGAGAUAGGAUGCAGGCAGCUCAUGUUCGCCUCCUCAGGGAACAGGAGGUGCUUGAUGCAUUUGAGAUUGCCAUGCUUGAGUGUCAACCAUCAAGCACGCCGGUGAAUGAGUCAUCUGACGACAUUCUGCGCGUCCGAAAUGAUAUUAUCGUGGGCAUGAGUAGCACAAAGUCUCUUGCAGACCCCUCCGUUCGCCCGCUCUGGGGACGAGAUGCAAGAUUCAGCGUCUAUGCAAAUUUAGACAUCAACAAACGGCCCCUUCGAUCGAAGGAACUAGACGCAGUAGAGGACCUGCAACAGCAAUUGGCAGCAAUCGAAAAGGAUCCAGACCGGCUGAAAGACCCAGCACUGCCGAAACAAAUUGUGACGGAGAUUGUCAGGACCAUACAGGAAUAUUCGGUUUUUGCCCGCGGACAAGAAUAUUCGCAGGUAGCUGCUCUGCCUAUUGAUUCCUUGAUGACUGUGGAGUUCCGUAACUUUGCCCGCCGGUAUCUCAAUAUGAACCUCUCCUUGACAACGACUGCCGAAGCAGGCACCGUGGAGGGACUGGCCAAAUUAAUCUUCGCUUCUUUUCAAUCGAAGUAUCUCAAGUAA